This is a messenger RNA of Lonchura striata (white-rumped munia), 3417 nucleotides long. RefSeq names its product LSM14A mRNA processing body assembly factor (gene LSM14A). Gene Ontology annotation, biological process: P-body assembly; cytoplasmic stress granule assembly. Lineage: Eukaryota; Metazoa; Chordata; Aves; Passeriformes; Estrildidae. Gene Ontology annotation, cellular component: P-body. The record is from RefSeq and is a predicted model, not a curated record. Gene Ontology annotation, molecular function: mRNA binding.
AUGCACCUGGCGGGCCGGGCCGGGGGGGCGCUGUGAGGGAAGAUGAAGGCGGCGGCCAUGUUGGGAGCCGCGGGGCGCGGGCCGUGUUGAGCGCUCCGCUGAGGGCUGUGCCGAGGGUUCCGCUGUGUGGGGAGCGGCGGCUCGGGGCGGCAGGCGGACAGCGCCUACUACGACUCAGGGUCGGGCUUGCUUGGCUGCUUGUGCCUGGCAAGGGGCCCUCGGCAGCGGCGAAGGGGUGUCCGUGACCGAGAAGCAGCGCCAUGAGCGGGGGGACGCCCUACAUCGGGAGCAAGAUCAGCCUCAUCUCCAAGGCUGAGAUCCGCUAUGAGGGGAUCCUGUACACCAUCGACACCGAGAACUCCACGGUGGCGCUGGCCAAGGUUCGCUCCUUUGGUACAGAAGACAGACCAACGGACAGACCCAUCCCGCCUCGCGAUGAGGUCUUCGAGUACAUCAUAUUCCGUGGCAGCGACAUUAAAGACCUGACUGUCUGUGAGCCACCAAAACCUCAGUGCUCCUUGCCACAGGACCCUGCUAUUGUUCAGUCUUCACUAGGAUCUUCAACUUCAUCUUCGUUCCAGUCUGUGGGGUCCUAUGGUCCUUUUGGCAGGAUGCCUGCAUACAGUCAGUUCAGCCCGAGCCCGCUGGUGGGGCAGCAGUUUGGCACUGUGGGAGUUGCAGGAGCCUCUUUAACAUCUUUUGGAACAGACUCUUCAGGCAGUGCUAACAUGUCCCAAAGCACUGCAGUUGGUUCUGCGUUUACAACAGAUGCAAGAUCACUAAAAACACAGAUGUCUCAAGGUCGUUCAAGCCCUCAGAUGGACCAUUUGAGAAGGAGUCCCACCAUGGAACAAGCUGUACAAACAGCUUCAGCCCACCUGCCCACUCCAGCACCAGUUGGGAGGAGGAGUCCUGUACAAACCAGACCUUUGGUGUCUGCAAGCCAAAAAUCCCUAGAGAGCCAAGAGCACAGACGAGCUGAAGCACACAAGGUUUCAAGAUCAGAAAAUGAACUCAGAAAUGAAAACAAACGACAAAUUGUUCCAGGUGCACCUGCAGUACGGAGAGGCCGUGGAGGUCACAGAGGGGGCCGAGGAAGAUUUGGUAUUAGGAGGGAUGUUCCAAUGAAGUUUGAGAAGGACUUCGACUUUGAAAGUGCAAAUGCGCAAUUCAAUAAGGAGGAAAUUGAUAGAGAAUUUCAUAAUAAACUUAAAUUAAAAGAAGAUAAACUUGAGAAACCAGAGAAGCCUGUAAACGGAGAAGACAAAGGUGAUUCAGGUGUUGAUACCCAAAAUAGCGAAGGGAAUGCUGAUGAGGAAGAUCCACUUGGACCCAAUUGCUACUAUGACAAAACCAAAUCCUUUUUUGAUAACAUUUCCUGUGAUGACAAUAGGGAGCGGCGACCCACCUGGGCCGAGGAGCGGCGGCUGAACGCCGAGACCUUCGGCAUCCCCCUGCGCCCCAACCGCGGCCGCGGCGGCUACAGGGGCAGGGGCGUCAUCGGCUUCCGAGGGGGCCGAGGCCGGGGCGGCGGCCGGGGCGGCUUCACCGCCCCCCGCGGCUUCCGCGGCGGCUUCCGAGGGGGCCGUGGAGGCAGGGAGUUCGCUGACUUCGAAUAUAGGAAAGACAACAAAGUUGCUGCGUAGUCUACAAGAAAGCUACAAACCAGGUGAACGUCUAGAUCUUCUUGAAUCAGAGAAUUAGUUUUGAUCUCUGCAAAGAAUGAAGUUAAUUUGCUGUAUACUUGUCACCAGCACUGGGAUUUAACUAUUUAAUUUCAAAGGGGUGUAAUGCAGUUACUUUUGAGAAAUGGCCAUCUUUGAAAACAGUAAGCAUUAAAUAUAUUUGAGACAGAAGGAUAAGUAAUUUCUUAUGUAUAGUUAAUUAUAAGCAGUACUUCGAUGGAGUUUUAAGUAUUUUUUCAUCACUGAAAGGAUUUUUCUUAUUACUAAACUGUAUUUGAUAAUUGCUUCAAGUUGUAAGGACAAUGGUAUGCAGAAGGCCGUCGAUACUGUGAGUGUUUUGACCCACCGAAGGUUGUUUUUUGGAAAUCCUGUAAAAUCCCUUUUGAGGUAGUUGUUCUUGUAUCAACUAGGGUGCUGGACAGUAGAAAACUUGCUUUGUCAGUCAGAUAUGUACACACAGUAAAUACUGUUUCUUAGGCAAAGGAAAGUUUUUAUAUAGUUGUAAAAUUCCAUUAUAUCCCAUUGCCAAAGAAACAUUACAAACUUUGUAUAGCUGUAUAAAAAGCAACUAAUUUUUUAAAGAAUAAACAUUUUUAAGUCGGUAAACAUACUGUUAUUGCAGAAAGUUGAUAUGCUGAAGAACACUGAAUUAGUUGGGUUUUUUUUCUUUAGCAGCUUUUCAGCUUAAAUGUUUGAUUUUAUAUUUGGAUUAUAAUGAAGUUUUGAAAAUGUUCUUCCAUUACACAAAACUGGAUACACGCUUCACUGCUCUUGCAAGAAUUUGAUUGUGUAGUUUCUGGCAUAUCACAGGAUUUGACCAAGUUAAGGAGAUAUUUUCAAAAAAAGGAGACAAGGAAUUUUCAUAUGUCAAGAUUUGCAAUUAAUUUUAUUUAGUGAGAAAUAUUAACUUUUUUUAAUAAAGGACCAGGCACAUGAGUUGGUGAUUCUCUUGGAAUGCCUGGGAUAAAAGUCUGUCUCCAUUUAUCAUUUCUUGAAAAGUUAACUUUGUUGUAAUACCUGUAGACAUGAGCAAUUUAAAGAAUUCUUAGUGUUUGAAGUUGUUUGCAUUUUGAUAGACCGUAGCUUGGAGACAUUGAGACUCUGGUUCUAACACCACGAAGUCACAAAUGACAGUACGGACUUUUUGCCAAUUCUGGAUAACUAGUUGCAACUUUCUGAUAUGCUGAAAUAGAAACCUGGUCAUUUGUGUCUGUGUAUGUAUAUGAAGGCCACAGGAAUAAAGGGAUCCAAAGAUUACAUCACUUUGAUCUAAUUUGAUGAUUUUUUUUUUUUAACUUCAGAAUGUUCAGUGGUGAUAAAGAUGUGAAAAACUGCACUGUUGAAAAAUUGGAAUAUUUAAAAGUGGUUGAUAGAAUCUUAAUUUUAUAACUUUUGUAUAGCACUACAAGGAAGUAUUUUGUAAUUGGUUUCCUUAUUAAGGUCAAGUAUUUGACAGCUGUAGAAGUUAGAUAACAUUGUUUAGUAAUGUUUUUGCAUGUUUUAACAACUGCCUUUUGGGAUCCACAAGUCACGAUUCUGAACACCUGUUGAGAUUUUUGACCGUAGAGGCAAGUGCUGUCCUGUUGCAAUAACUCUUUACUGUCCGAGGUGUUCCAGCUGUAAAUACCCGGGCCGGGAUCCGCGGGCUGGGGGCAACCCCUUCGUAGCCGCGUCCCGGCCGGCCAGGCUUUCUGUUUUUUAUUCUAAACCAGAAUAAACUGUUGGUACCAGC